AAUUCAUGUGCGUUCUAUUUUAAAAGAGAAAAACGAUGGCUACACUUCUACAGGUCGGUAUCCUCCUUUUGUUUGGUUGCAAUUCGAUCGCGAAUGGCCAUUUUGUACAAGAAAGAUUACAACAAUUAACUGACGAUUUUAUUGAAAUGAAAAAUGCGUUGAAAGCGAAAGAUACUCGGCUAGAACAACUCGAACAACAACAUGAAAUUUUGGCAAAAGAGGUUGCCCAAUUACAACUGGACCUGCGCAACGAACGAGAAAUUAACUCCAGACUUGCAAAGAAAAACGACAAUGCAAUCGAAACUAAAUCUGUAGCAAGGAGCAGCAUCCCCAGAACGUGCACAGAGGCAAGGCUGACAGACCCAACCCUUACUUCCGGAAUGCACUGGAUCGAUCCUGACGGACAAGGUGUUGGGGACGAUCCCAUUUACGUUUACUGCAACACGACCACAGGAUCGACAUCCAUUCCACACGACAGCGAAGGGCCGAUGAACGUAGGUCACUGCGCUGAUCCUGGAUGUUAUUCCAGAGCCAUCAAAUACGACGCAUCCAGCAGGCAAAUGGCAGCAUUGGCUGAAUUAUCGAAUGAAUGUCACCAAUCGAUUCAAUACGACUGUUACUACGCACCUUUGGAGUUCGAUGGAACCGCUAUUUCUUGGUGGAAUGAUCAAAAUGGAAACCCAAAAUACUUUUGGUCAGGCGGAAAUACCGACAAUCACAUUUGCCAAUGCGGCAUCGAUGGAAAUUGCGUUGAAUCAUCAAUGAUGUGCAACUGUGAUUCUACAGCUCCUGUACAACUAGUCGAUAGCGGAGUUAUAACGGAUAAAACUGUUCUGCCCAUCACGCGCCUUAACUUUGGGCGUACACAACUGGAGAGUUCUUCCGGUGUCUACACUCUAGGCCGGUUGGAAUGCUCUGGACAAGUGGCUGUGAAUGGGAUACCGAAGUCAUGCCAAGAUCUCUGGCGCAUCGGGUACACACUUAGUGGAAUGUAUAACGUAAUGGGAACUACGAUGGUCGAAAGCGUAUACUGCGAUUUCACGAAACUGCCGAACGAUUCAGGCUUCCAAAAAUGGAUGGGCUACGCUGACGUCAAAUCUAUGCCCGUCUAUUUCUACGUUCAGAAAAGCACUACUUUCAAUCAACUGAAUACCCCCGUUCCAUUUGAAGUAGUCCAACUUAAUAUAGGAAAUGCCAUGAACAUAGCAUCAGGAAUUUUCACAGCACCACGAACAGGAACUUAUUUUUUCUCCUUAUCUGGGAUUGCGUAUAUUCCAUCAACUGGGGGAUAUAUUCAUGUGGGAAUAGCAUUGAAUGGUGCUGUAGUGGGAAGAGGGGAAACUUGGGAAACAAAUGACUAUACUGGGAAUGCUGGAUGGGAAACAUACUCCCUUCAGUUAACUUUAAACCUCCAAGCAGGAGAUCUAAUCUCAGUGCAAAUUACAGCCAUAGCAACAGGUGUGUUCCUGCAAGACAGCAGUAGUCAUUUUACCCAUUUUAAUGGUUGGCUCAUGCAGGAAGAAUUGUCCCAGUAAUUAAAAGUAUACUGUGAAAUUAAUGUUGAAUGACUUGUUCAAAUGGUACUUAAAAAUACAACUUAUAAUCCCUAUCUAGUUCUCCUCCAUGGCUCUAUUUUACCAAUUUAAUUAAAAUGUAACAGGAAUUCCCCUUAAACAUUUUUUAUUUGAAGAAUAUUAUUAUAUGGAAUUCGAUUAUUAUCAAUGUAAAACUGCAAUAGACCACUUCUCAAAAUGAAAAUUACCUUUAAUUUUUACCUGUUGAGAUUUAUCACGUGAUGGAGAUCAACUUACUUAACUAACUUGUAAAAUUUCUAACUUGUAAAAGUUGUAACAAAAAAUGUCGUCUGCUAGAAGUUGCGCGAGAUGUAAUCCACGUAAAAUAUUCAUUUUAGCGGAAAA
This is a messenger RNA of Daphnia pulicaria, 1919 nucleotides long. RefSeq lists its product as uncharacterized. Bases 36 to 1535 code for a protein of 499 amino acids. The record is from RefSeq and is a predicted model, not a curated record. Gene Ontology annotation, molecular function: extracellular matrix structural constituent; protein binding. Lineage: Eukaryota; Metazoa; Arthropoda; Branchiopoda; Diplostraca; Daphniidae. The transcript has 7 exons.